Molecule: messenger RNA, 1554 nt
Organism: Pygoscelis adeliae (Adelie penguin)
Lineage: Eukaryota; Metazoa; Chordata; Aves; Sphenisciformes; Spheniscidae
Gene: FAM124A
Product: family with sequence similarity 124A
Exons: 3
Coding region: 1-1554 (517 amino acids)
Source: RefSeq, a predicted model, not a curated record
AUGACAUCUCGUGAACUUUCUGUAGAAGGCAUACAAGACCCAUUCCUUGUUAGUGUACAUAUUAUCGCAGACCCAGGAGAAUCCAAGACUCUUCAGCAAGCCAUCGAUAAGCUUCUAGCCUGGAUCCAUCCGGACCUCCAGCUGUUCCGAGUCUCAGAAAGACGAGUGCCCAAGAAGUGCAGGAAGCCAGGUAAGGCUGGUGUUUCUCAGCCAGCCCUUGCCGUCAUUCUGUUUCUGCAGGAGGAAUAUGGAGAAGAACCGAUCUUGCAGCUCCAUGAAACCUUUCAGCGGCCACCUUGGCACUACCACCACACAGAGCGAGUGCAUGGGAAGUUCCUCCCUUACAUGCCAUGCAGCCAGGACUUUUACACUUUGGCUCCAGAGACUCCUCUGUGGGCCAUUCGCCCAGUGCACUACGGGAAAGAAAUUAUCCGCUUCACUAUAUACUGCAGGAGUGAAAACUUUGUUGACAUUUUGAAAUUGUACGAGUUAAUACUGAAAAGACCAGUAUGUCAGAAAAAAACGGACUUUUGUGUUUUUCCUGUCUAUUCUAACAUGGAAAUAGACAUUCAGUUUUCUUUAAAAAAACUUCCGAAGGGCCAGGUGCCAAUGCCGACAGAGUCAGCAGUGCUGGAGUUCAGAGUAAAAGAUGUGGGGCAGCUUGUGCCUCUCUUGCCCAACCCUUGCAGCCCCAUCAGUGAAGGCAGGUGGCAGACAGAAGACCAUGAUGGAAAUAGGAUCCUUUUGCAGCAAGCACGCAGUUGGUGUAGGAAGUCUGCAAAGCAGAACAAGCAACCAUAUCCAUCUGUGUCAACAGAUUCCCGCUUCACCACUCUGCCAGCCUUUCUUCCUCAGAGCCACCAAUCUGUCCCUGAACAACCAAAAGAAAUGGGUCAAAACAAGGUACAUCACGCAAAAGGCCUUGGUCAUCAUCUUGGUUUCUCCCAGCAGGACCUGAGAGACAGUGAUCGAGGAGACUUCACACGCAGAUCCAGCAGUGCCUCCAGCAUUUCAUGUUCAUUUCAACGAAGCAAGUCUCUGUUCUGCUUGCCCACAGUGAACUCCUCCUCAGCCUCAGAGACUUUUCAUUUCAGUGAACCAUUUCAGUUCUUAAAUACUGGGUCACCUGCAACCAGGUUAAAAACAUGGAGAUGCAGCCCCAGGCUUAACAUUGACGACUUGGAGGGUGCCCAGGAGACUGAUGUAGACACAGGGAUGAAGCUGUCCUUCUCAGACCUGUCUGUGGUCUCUGCAUACUCUGCCCUUAAUGGAUUUUGCAAUGACUUGGAAGCCUCUCUUCCCCCACAGAAGCAAACUGUCGGUAAGACUAAAGAGGCAGCCACCAGCGGAAGGCCUGUAUCAGCCAUGUGCAAUACCUUUGAGUCAGUUGAUGGUUCACUGCCUUCUCUCUCUGAAUGGUCUUCCAGCUCAUUCAUGUCAGCAUCUCUCUCCAAGCAGCCCAAACAGUCCUCAAGAGCAGCUUCUUGUUCCCUGGAUGAUCAUGGUAGUGUUUGCCCAGCUUCACCAGCUAACGAAGAAGAAUUUUACAUCUGA